CUAUGAGAGUACUCGCUUCAUUGAUCAGCAAAGCACAAUCUCCAUGGCCACGAACUCCGCUCCGGCGCAGGCGCAGGCGGCGGCGCUGCCACUCUCCGGCCGCGUGGCCAUCGUCACCGGCGCGUCGCGCGGCAUCGGCCGCGCCAUCGCCAUCCACCUGGCCUCGCUCGGCGCCAGCGUCGUCGUCGGCUACGCCUCCAGCUCCGGGCCAGCCGAGGCGCUCGCCGCCGAGCUCCCGAGCGCGGUGGCCGUGAAGGCCGACGUCUCCGACGAGGCCGGCGCGAGGUCCCUUUUCGACGCCGCCGAGGCCGCGUUCGGCGGCGGCGCCGCGCACAUCCUCGUGGCCUGCGCGGGCCUCGCCGUCAGCACGUACCCGAGGCUGGCCGACACGUCCGCCGCCGACUUCGACGCCGCGUUCGCCGUGAACGCCCGCGGCGCGUUCCUGUGCCUCCGGGAGGCCGCCAACCGGCUGCGCCGCGGCGGCGGCGGCCGGAUCGUGGCCGUGUCGUCGACGCUGGCGGCUACGCUGCUGCCCGGGUACGCGGCGUACGCGGCGUCGAAGGCCGCCGUUGAGGCGAUGGUGCGGGUGAUGGCGAAGGAGGUCGGGGCGUCGCGGGUGACCGUGAACUGCGUCGCGCCGGGCCCCGUGGCGACGGAGCUGUUCUUCGCCGGCAAGAGCGAGGAGGCGGUGGAGAGGUUCAAGGCCGGGAACCCGAUGGGGCGGCUCGGCGAGGUCGGCGACAUCGCUCCGGUGGUCGGCUUCCUCUGCACCGACGCCGCCGAGUGGGUCAACGGCCAGGUGAUUCGAGUCAAUGGCGGCAUUGCUUAGCUAGCUGACUAAGGCAAAUCAUCGAUCAAUCAAAUCCUCUUCCUUUAAUAUACAUUCAAAUUGGAGAGAUUGGAUUGAAUAAAUUAGAGAAGAUAAGCAAUUUUGUUUUAUUGGACUAUACUACCUUCAUUUUCAUUUUAGGUUAUAAAACGUUUUGACUUGGUCAAA
Oryza sativa Japonica Group (Japanese rice) is the source of this 997-nucleotide messenger RNA. RefSeq names its product NADPH-dependent aldehyde reductase-like protein, chloroplastic. The record is from RefSeq and is a predicted model, not a curated record. Gene Ontology annotation, molecular function: oxidoreductase activity. Lineage: Eukaryota; Viridiplantae; Streptophyta; Magnoliopsida; Poales; Poaceae.